UAUGAGAGAUUAUUAUUAUUAGUAGAGAGAUAUAUAUUUCUAAAACAUAAGCCCGAGAGUGUACUUUGUUUUAAUAUAGGUGUCUAAAGGUUUUAAUAGUAUUCGAAAUGAAUAAGCUACAAAAAGACAUUUUGGAGUUAGAAGAACAGUUUAGAUCGAAUUCCUGCAGAAUUUGCUUGACUCCAGAUAUCCACAACAGUUGUAAUUUAAUUAACGAAAAGUUAAUAAAGUGUAUUAAGUUUUGUACUGGAAUUAGGAUAAAUCAAGACAGCAAACUUCCAACACAAAUAUGCAAAGACUGUCUCAGUAGCAUCGCUGUAGCAUAUAAGUUCAAAAAUCUUUGCAUGAUCGCUGAAAAAAUAUGCGGUAAUCUACUUCAGAACAGAACAAAGAUUGACAAGCCUGAAACAUGUACAAGUCCUCUGGAAAAUGGAAUAGAAGUUGAUGUGCCUGAAAUUAACAAAGCUGAGGUUGAUGAUAGUGAAAACCUAAACAAAAUUGUAGUUGACGGAGAUUGUAUGAAUCUACUCCAAAAUGAAAUAGAAGUGGAUAUGCCUGAAAUUAACAAAAUUGAGGUUGAUGACAGUGAAAGCCUAAAUAUAUUGCUAGUUGACGGAGAUUGUAUGAAACCACUGCAAAAUGGAAUAAAAGUUGAGAUGUCUGAAAUUGACAAAGUUCAGGUUGGUGACAAUCAAAUCCUAGUUAAUGAAGAUUGUACAAAAGAAAAUUUUGUUAACAUAGACCAUACAAAUGAAUUGGAAAUAGAGAAAAUUGUAAUGGAUAAUAAUUUUAAUGUAAAUGAAAAUGAAGAUGUGACAUACUUCAUAUAUGAUCCUGGUGAACAAGAUAAUUUACUGGAUGAACCAGGCAGCCAUAUAGAUGAAGAUAAUUCACAAAUAGAGAUAUCUGGGACAGAAAGCAGUAGUGUUCAAAGGGAAUCAGACGAAGGUAACACCAAAGUAACACAAAGAUUUGUGUUCGGUCCAUACAGUAACAGCAAACUGAAGCGCAUUAAAUUAUACUGCAAGUGGUGCGACAUGAAGUUUGCCACCAAGCAAGAGGCCAGUGUGCACAGGGAGCUGGUGCAUAAACGUAGGACGUCUUUCACAUGUCAGGUAUGCGGUAAGACGUUCGCGAGGCGCGCCGCCCACUACGUGCACGCGCGCUCGCACCUGCCGCCCACGUUCGCCUGCGACCACUGCGACUACCGCACCGCCGUCAAGAACCAGCUGGCCGUCCACCUGCGCAUACACGCCGCCGGUCCCCGAAGGUACCAGUGCGAGCAGUGCCCGUCCGCGUACCACACGCCGUCCAACCUGCUGAACCACCGGCGCAAGGUGCACGAGCGGCUCAAGCGGUACGCGUGCCACGUCUGCGGGAAGACGUUCUUCACCAGCACCGACCUCAACGACCACCUCGACACGCACAACAAGAUCAAACGGUGAGAACUAUGCGUACAUGGUCAGAUGACCGCGUACCACACGCCUUCCAACCUGCUGAACCACCGGCGCAAGGUGCACGAGCGGCUCAAGCGGUACGCGUGCCACGUCUGCGGGAAGACGUUCUUCACCAGCACCGACCUCAACGACCACCUCGACACGCACAACAAGAUCAAACGGUGAGAACUGUGCGUACAUGGUCAGAUGACCGCGUACCACACGCCGUCCAACCUGCUGAACCACCGGCGCAAGGUGCACGAGCGGCUCAAGCGGUACGCGUGCCACGUCUGCGGGAAGACGUUCUUCACCAGCACCGACCUCAACGACCACCUCGACACGCACAACAAGAUCAAACGUUUCAAAUGCGACAUAUGCGACACGCAGUUCGCCGUGCGAUGGGGGUGGAAAAACCAUCUCCUGAAGCAGCACGGGAUCGUGAUACCACCACUCAAGCGCGGAGCGCAGAAGAUCAACGUGGUCGUGGGCACAAAUGCGUCUGACCAUGACCCUGACCACACAGAGUAGCACUUCCUUGAAGAACUGUAUCGUCAGACGAAUUAUACAGAGUGCUCGGGAGUUUCUUCCCAUAACUUCAAGGUGUUGACGAGUCCACUUAUAGUAGAGGAGCCGAAGAGGGGAUUUUUGCAGUUACUCGAGCGCGGCAGAUAAACAUAAGGGACUAUACCUUACACUUUGUCGAGUACCUCCACCGAGUAUGAAAAACUAACUUCAUAAAUACUCAACCAGUACGUCAGAUUAAGAUAAGGUAGGUGAGUUGAUAGCUAAAAACUGCACAUUUCGAAAAUCUGACGAUUUGAGCGUAACGUAAUGGAAUGGGAGGGUUUCAAAGUUACAAAAUUAAACCCUUAUAUUUUAGUGCUCGAGGUACGAGUGCGAUUAAUUUUUUACUUAUUUUUAAGGAAAUAAUCUCCUAAUUAAUCGCUAAAAUUUUCUUACAAUUUCAGUAAGCCAAAGUAAUAAAAAUUGUAUUUAAAGUCUGUAGUUUUUUUUUCCACCGCUAAAAGCGGAAAAAGUAAAUAACCAUUUAUUCUUCCUAUAAUUUAAUCUACCAAAUGUAAUCGGUCUCAAUGACGCUCGAGUAACUGCAAAUUUAGCAUCCCGGGCUCCCCUACUAUUAUAAUAUGCAUAACUAAUAUUUUUUCAACUAAAAAAUAAAAACUUUUUAUGUUUUCAUACAAAGUCAUUCAAAUAAUUCUGACCGUCCAUGUCAAUACACGCCUUUAUAUUUUCCCUGCAUUUUAAAAGACGUGAAACUUACUUGGUACAUCGUAAUUAUAAGGAACACAUUACAAGAUCUAUUUACAAAAGAAAUAUUAUUUACCCUGAAAAUAUAAAUGUUAGAACAUUUUUAAUUAUUUUUCGGUAGAAAAUAUAACCCCAGAGUUAUGGGAUAUACUCCCGAGCACCCUAUAUAGGGACCUGACUCGUUAGACGUUAUUGGUUCAUUCUGGGGUUAUAUUCUUUAGCGAAAAUCAAUUAAAAAUGUUCAAGGAACAUGUGUUCUAAAAUUAAUAUUGUCAGGGUAAAUAAAGAAAGAAAAAGAAAAAAAAAGAUCUUUAUUUUUAAGUAAUGCCACAUAUCACAUAAAAUCUAAAUUAUAACAUAUGGCUUAACUGUCCACUCAAACAGUGGAGCACUAAAGAAUGCCCUGUAAUAUGUGGCACAACCUAGAAAAAGGCCCCAACUCAGCAUUUUGCCGCAUACUUUCAAUAAAAAAAGUAUGCAGCACUGAUUUUCAGUUAAGACCCAGUUCAGGUGCCGCCACGCACACAGUUCAACACUUUACGUAAACUAUUAAAUACAAUUAUUAAGAACUAAUUAAAACAACUAGGUAGACAAUAAUAUUUCUUUUGUAAAUAGAUCUUAAAAUGUGUCCCAUAGACGCAUCCAUAUAAUUAUGACGUAGCCAAGUUUUACGUAUUUUAGAAUGCAAGGAUAGAUAAAGGCGUGUGUUACAUGGAUAGUCGGAAUUAUUUGAAAUACUUUGUAUCAAAAUAUAAAAAUAAUAUUUUUUUUAGUUAAAUAAAUUCUCGACUCGACAACACCUUCAAGUUAUGGGAAAUACUCCCCAGCACCCUGUAUAGUACUCGUUAGCCGUUACCCCUCUGUCAGAGUAUAAGAUCAACGAUCUAACGCGUUUAUAUAAACUGUUGCUAUAGAAUCGAUGUUUCAUUGUUGUAAUCGUUUUCGUAGUGUAAACAGCUCCUUAUAAUUGCCGGUUUGUGUAGUUAAGAGGCAUAAAAAAAAAAAAUACCGACCCAAUUGAUAACCUCCUCCUUUUUGAAGUCGGUUAAAAAAUGGUAUAUAACUUCUAGUUUAUUAAAAGAUAAAUAUUUCUAUUUUAAUUAAAUCAAAUUUGUACUGUAAAUAGUGUGUAAAAAGUAUUGAUUCUUCAACCGGAACCAUUGAUCUCUUAUAAUAUGUCAUAAUCAUGUAGAAAAUUUCACUUAAAAACUGGCCAAUUUUGCUUUGACAGUUUUAGAAUUAUUGGUAAAGAAAAUUAUACCUAAAGGCUUUUAAAUAUAGUCCAAUCUAUUACUAAUAUUUUAAAGCUGAAGAGUUUGUUUGAUUGAACGCGCUUAUCUCAGGAACUAUUGGUUCGAUUUGAAAAAUUCUUUCAUUGUUAGAUAGCCCAUUUAUCGAGGAAGACCAUAUGCCUUAUAUUAUCCCCGUAUACCUACGGAAACGGGAACCACGCGGGUGAAACCGCGCGGCGUCAGCUAGUAUUCAAUAAAAUCCUAAAUUCAGAGCAAAUUCAACCUUAACGAAUGAGUUUAAGGUUGAAUUUGCAAAUGCGACUUGAAUUGAGUGCCAAAAAGUUGUGUUUGGCACUCAUUGAGUGGGGAUGUUUUUUGUUUGCUGAUCGUGCAUCCACUUUUUAAUAGGAGAUCAAUCAAUCAAACAAUCAAUUUAUUUAUUUGCAGAAUUAUUUUUUUAUUCGAUGGUAUUCAACAGUAAACCAUCGAUCAGGUAACUUAUUGAUAAUCAUGUUAUCUUAUUGAUUCAAAUGUUUGAAUCUCUAUGUAUAAUGUCGGCUUUAAAAUAAAAGAUGUUUAUUUUUAAA
Molecule: messenger RNA, 4524 nt
Organism: Bicyclus anynana (squinting bush brown)
Lineage: Eukaryota; Metazoa; Arthropoda; Insecta; Lepidoptera; Nymphalidae
Product: zinc finger protein 613-like
Exons: 6
Coding region: 108-1445 (445 amino acids)
Biological process (GO): regulation of DNA-templated transcription
Cellular component (GO): nucleus
Molecular function (GO): RNA polymerase II cis-regulatory region sequence-specific DNA binding; zinc ion binding; DNA-binding transcription factor activity, RNA polymerase II-specific
Source: RefSeq, a predicted model, not a curated record